Molecule: messenger RNA, 1402 nt
Organism: Trametes versicolor FP-101664 SS1
Lineage: Eukaryota; Fungi; Basidiomycota; Agaricomycetes; Polyporales; Polyporaceae
Product: phosphoglycerate kinase
Exons: 6
Coding region: 9-1262 (417 amino acids)
Biological process (GO): glycolytic process; gluconeogenesis
Cellular component (GO): cytosol
Molecular function (GO): phosphoglycerate kinase activity; ADP binding; ATP binding
Source: RefSeq, a predicted model, not a curated record
CGCCCACCAUGUCCCUCUCCAACAAACUUUCCAUCACCGACCUCGACCUCAAGGGCAAGCGCGUCCUCAUCCGCGUGGACUUCAAUGUCCCCAUGCAGGAGGGCAAGGUCACCAACCCCGCCCGUAUCGUAGCGGCGUUGCCCACCAUUAAAUACGCCAUCGAAAAUGGCGCGUCCAAGAUCAUCCUGAUGUCCCACCUCGGCCGUCCGGACGGCAAGCCCACGCCCAAGUACUCUCUAGAGCCCGUCUCCAAGGAGCUCGAGAAGCAGCUCGGCAAGCCCGUCACCUUCGUGCACGAGUCCGUAGGCCCCGAGGUCGAAAAGGCCGUCAGCGAGGCACCCAACGGCACCGUCCUCCUCCUCGAGAACCUCCGCUUCCACAUCGAAGAGGAGGGCUCGAGCAAGGACAAGGAGGGCAAGAAGACCAAGGCGGACCCCGCCAAGGUCCAGGAGUUCCGCGAGGGCCUCACCCGUCUCGGCGACGUCUACGUCAACGACGCGUUCGGCACUGCGCACCGCGCGCACUCGAGCAUGGUCGGCGUGAAGCUCUCCCAGCGCGCGGCCGGCUUCCUCAUGAAGAAGGAGCUCGACUACUUCGCCAAGGCUCUUGAGCACCCCGAGCGUCCCUUCUUGGCGAUCCUCGGCGGCGCGAAGGUGUCUGACAAGAUCCAGCUGAUUGAGAACAUGCUGGACAAGGUCAACUCGCUCAUCAUCUGCGGUGGCAUGGCCUUCACCUUCAAGAAGACGCUUGACAACGUCAAGAUCGGCCAGUCCCUCUUCGAUGCCGCUGGCUCCGAGAAGGUCGCCUCUCUGAUUGAGAAGGCCAAGCAGCGCAACAUCAAGAUCGUAUUCCCCGUCGACUACGUUACCGCAGAUAAGUUCGACAAGGAUGCCAAGACCGGCCAUGCCACCGAUGAGGAGGGUAUCCCCGACGAGUGGAUGGGUCUUGAUGCCGGCCCGAAGAGCCGUGAGCUCUUCCGCGCGACCGUGCUCGAGUCGAAGACCAUCCUCUGGAACGGUCCCCCGGGCGUGUUCGAGUUCGACGCGUUCGCUGCCUCGUCAAAGGCGCUCCUCGAUGCGACGGUUGAGGCCGCACAAAACGGCGCUACCGUCAUCGUUGGCGGUGGUGACACUGCGACCGUUGUCGCGAAGUACGGUGCUGAGGACAAGCUGAGCCACGUCAGCACGGGUGGUGGUGCGAGCCUCGAGCUCCUCGAGGGCAAGACGCUUCCUGGUGUUGCCGAGCUGAGCGAGAAGCAGUGAGUGGACGCCGCGAGGUCUGAGGAGAAUGCCAGAAGUCAAUCUGUUGUAUUCGUAUUAGGACUUGGACAGUCAGAUUGUAAUGCUAGAUAGAAGCUAUGGCCAACCGCCGGAUUAGAAUAAACACCUACCUGUAACGAACU